Messenger RNA from Xiphophorus maculatus (southern platyfish), 2334 nucleotides. It is a transcript of the gene nme9, whose product is annotated as NME/NM23 family member 9. The transcript is spliced from 16 exons. Bases 256 to 2205 code for a protein of 649 amino acids. Gene Ontology annotation, molecular function: nucleoside diphosphate kinase activity. The record is from RefSeq and is a predicted model, not a curated record. Gene Ontology annotation, biological process: UTP biosynthetic process; GTP biosynthetic process; CTP biosynthetic process. NCBI's taxonomy places the organism in Eukaryota, Metazoa, Chordata, Actinopteri, Cyprinodontiformes, Poeciliidae.
UAAAUCAAGAGCAUUUAUAACGGCAUGGCAUUAAUAAUGGCUAAAACUUAAACUAACAAACUUGCUCAGGGUCGAAGAAAACUGUUGCUUAGCAACCAGUCGUCAAACAAUCACUUGCGUGGUCCACAGAACAAGAAAAAGAACUGAAUGCUUUAAGUUACCGUAAAAAUAACAAAUUCAGGGAGUUUUAUGUUUUGCUUUGCCAUUAGUUUUAUAUUUUUAUAUCGUUUCCUGUAAAUACAGUUUCAUCCACAAAUGGCAGGGAAGAAGAAAGAGGCAAGCCUGCAGGUAUCAGUUAUGAACCAAGAACAAUGGGAGGAAAUACUUACUACCAAAGGUUUGACAGUUGUGGAUGUUUACCAGCAGUGGUGUGGCCCCUGUCGAGCAGUGGUUAGUCUCCUCCGAAAGAUAAAGAACGAACUCAGUGAUGACCUGCUGCAUUUUGCCACUGCUGAAGCCGACAGUAUUGAUGCCCUGGAGAAGUAUCGAGGAAAAUGUGAACCCACCUUCCUUUUCUUUGGAGGUGGGGAGUUGGUGGCUGUGCUGCGAGGGGCCAAUGCUCCGAUGCUCCAGAGGAUGAUUGUGGAGGAGCUGGCCAAGGAAAAGCUGGUCAUGGAGAAAGGCAGUGGUCGCAAAGUGGUGAAGGAUUUUGGUCUGUUGGAUGAAGAGAAGAGAGAGGAGGAAGAGCUUCAGCAGCCACAAAAUGAAGAAAGUAUAAUUGUUCCUGCCAGUAAAGCCUACACAGUUGCCAUCAUUAAGCCUGACGCAGUUGCUCAUGGGAAGGCAAAUGAGAUCAUUAUGAAGAUUCAAGAUGCUGGGUUUGAGAUUCUUGCACACGAGGAGCGCACUCUGACUGAAACGGAGGCUCGAGAUUUUUACCAACAUAAAGCAGCGGAGGCUUGCUUUGAGGACUUGGUGCAGUUCGUGUCCAGCGGUCCCUCCUAUAUUCUAGUGCUUUCUCAGAUAGAGGGCACGGCCAAUAUCAUAUCAGCAUGGCGUGAGUUCAUUGGCCCAGCAGAUAUAGAGGAAGCCAGGAGAGAAAAGCCCGAAAGCAUACCUGGAAAGGAUCCCAGUUCUGGGUCUGGAGUAGGGAGCGAACAGCACAUUCUCGCCUGCUUGAUCAGACACACCCAAACAUUAUGCUUCUCUUUGGUUGAGCACCAGCCGAGCAUCCAUCUGGUCCUCUCUUCCUCCUUCCCCACCCGACUUCCUGCAGCUUGCGGGCACAAUACGGCACAGAGACGCUGUUCAACGCAGUGCAUGGCAGUGCGGACAGCGACCAGGCCAACAGGGAGCUCGCCUUCUUCUUCCCCAACUUUAGGACGGCCUCCGAUGCAGAGCAGGAUGGGGAGGAAGAGCGUGUGGAGAGGACGCUGGCUCUCAUCCGACCCGACGUUGCCAGGGAGAACAGAGAUGAGAUUUUGGCCCAGAUUCACAAGUCAGGUUUCACAGUCGCCCUUCAAAAAGAGUGGGCCUGUACUGGCAUUAGCUCUGGUCAGGAAAGGAGCUGUCCAUCACUGGAAGAACAUCCUCGGUCCUCCUGACCUUCACAAAGCCAAAGAAGAGGAUCCUGAGUGUCUGAGGGCCAAAUUUGCUGUAGAAAAUGAGCCCAUCAACCAGCUUCAUGGCAGCGCAAAUCCCGAAGAGGCAGAAAGAGAGCUGAAGUUUUUCUUUCCUCAACAACGAACGCUGGCAGUCAUCAAACCCGAUGCUCUGGAGGAACACCGAGAUACGAUUUUGGAAGAGAUUCAGGGGAGAGGCUUCACCGUGGCGCAGCUGAAGGAGACUUUGCUGUCAAGAGAGAUGGCUGAGGAGUUUUACAAGGAGCAAAGGGAGAAGCCAUUCUUCACGCAGCUGGUGGAUUUUAUGUGUCGUGGGCCCUGCAUGAUGCUCGUCUUGACCAAGGAGAAUGCAGUGGAGGAGUGGCGGGCCAUGAUGGGCCCCAGCGAUCCAGAGAAAGCUAAAGAAAUCUCCCCACAGUCUCUGAGGGCCCGCUUUGCUGCCGACAUCCUCCACAACUCAGUUCAUGGUUCCUCCAACGAGCAGCACGCAGAGGAAAAGAUCCGAUUUGUCUUUGGUGACAUCAGCGCAGACGCAGCUCCAACUGAUGACAGCGAAACCAGCAGAACCACCUCAGCUGAAUGGCCAGGCGGUUCUGGAGAUGAAAACAAAGGAAUAUCAAGAUCUACAACUGAAGAGACCUAAUAUCUGGGGUCAGCAUGAGGUUUCUGUAAUUAGGGGAUUAAAUGAUUAUGUCUAAAAAGUGGCUUAGCAUGUAUAGUGGUGUAAAACGUUGGAAUAAAAUGGGAAUCUAAAAAAAAUGGAUAUGAACCA